Nomascus leucogenys (northern white-cheeked gibbon) is the source of this 577-nucleotide messenger RNA. It is a transcript of the gene POLR2L, whose product is annotated as RNA polymerase II, I and III subunit L. Gene Ontology annotation, cellular component: RNA polymerase III complex; RNA polymerase II, core complex; RNA polymerase I complex. Gene Ontology annotation, molecular function: DNA binding; DNA-directed RNA polymerase activity; zinc ion binding. The record is from RefSeq and is a predicted model, not a curated record. Lineage: Eukaryota; Metazoa; Chordata; Mammalia; Primates; Hylobatidae. Gene Ontology annotation, biological process: transcription by RNA polymerase II; transcription by RNA polymerase I; tRNA transcription by RNA polymerase III.
CGGGACGCACGGGGAACCCCCAUCGCGGCGGAAACUACGGCCAGCGGCGCCGGGGCCGGUGGAGGAACGGCCGGAGAACGAGCGGAGAACGAGCGGAGCCGAUCCUCCCGCGACAGUGGACGCGCCCGGGGCGGGGCCUAGGGGAGGGGGUUCUUCGCGUGCGGCGCGGCCGGGCCGGGCAGAGUGGGACGCGCCGCCGCCAUGAUCAUCCCUGUACGCUGUUUCACUUGUGGCAAGAUCGUCGGCAACAAGUGGGAGGCCUACCUGGGGCUGCUGCAGGCCGAGUACACCGAGGGGGAUGCGCUGGACGCCCUGGGCCUGAAGCGCUACUGCUGCCGCCGGAUGCUGCUGGCCCACGUGGACCUGAUCGAGAAGCUGCUCAAUUAUGCACCCCUGGAGAAGUGACCACGGUGGAGCCCACCCACCUGCUGGGCUGACCAUGGGCCCUGAGCGUCCUGCCCUGAAUUCACGAGGCUGAGGCAUCCGGGAGCUGGCGCAAUGCCUGGCUGCAGCAUGUGUGUAUCCCGUCCCCUACUCUGGAAGGAACCAUCCAGUAAAGGUCUUUCAGAACCACCAA